Messenger RNA from Aquila chrysaetos chrysaetos, 9265 nucleotides. RefSeq names its product AP2 associated kinase 1 (gene AAK1). Gene Ontology annotation, biological process: protein phosphorylation. The record is from RefSeq and is a predicted model, not a curated record. The transcript has 18 exons. Gene Ontology annotation, molecular function: protein kinase activity; ATP binding. The coding region runs from base 523 to 3996 and encodes 1157 amino acids. NCBI's taxonomy places the organism in Eukaryota, Metazoa, Chordata, Aves, Accipitriformes, Accipitridae.
GUUCCGCCGGUGGGGGGGGCGGGGGGCAUCCCGGGGCGGCGGGGCCGAGCCGAGCCCUCCGUGCUGGCGGGGGCGGUGCUCCCGCCGGCAGCCGGGACUUCCUGUGACAGCCCAUUUCCUGGUCGGAUGGGGCCGGCGGGGGGUGGCGGUAGCGGUGGCGGGGUCGGUCCCUGACGGGCUCGGUGGCCGCCGGGAGCUCCGCCAGGCAGCGAUGCGGGCCCCGGGCCCUGCCGGCAGGCGGUCUCCGCCGUGACCCGCCGCGGGUCAGCCGGAGGGGCUGCGGCAGGCAGGCGGGCCGGCCCUGGGCGCCGCUGCGGGGGUGCAUGGAGGCACCCCCCGCCCGCAGAGAGGUGUGAAUCCCCCGGAGGACAGCGCGCCUGCUCUGCUUGGCCCCCACAAGGCGAGCGGCCCCGGGUCCCCCCUCGCCGGCCUCGGCCGGGCUGCAGGAGGAACAAGGAGAGGGGCUUGGGACCUUAAAAAUAGCGUCGCCCCCAUAACCAGGCAGCUGCUGUCGCCUGAGAAAUGAAGAAGUUUUUCGACUCGCGUCGGGAGCAGGGUGGCUCUGGCCCCGGAUCGGGCACCAGUGGCGGUGGCGGUGGCAGCAGUGGCCCGGGCAGCGGGUACAUCGGCAGGGUGUUCAGCAUCGGCCGGUACCAGGUGACGGUGGACGAGGUGCUGGCGGAAGGAGGAUUUGCAAUAGUGUUUCUUGUGAGGACUAACAAUGGAAUGAAAUGUGCCCUGAAGCGGAUGUAUGUCAACAACGAGUACGACUUGCAAGUCUGCAAAAGAGAAAUCCAAAUCAUGAGGGAUCUAUCUGGCCACAAGAACAUUGUUGGAUACAUUGAUUCCAGUAUAAACUCAGUAAGCAGUGGUGAUGUAUGGGAGGUGCUGAUACUAAUGGACUACUGUCGAGGAGGUCAAGUGGUGAACCUCAUGAACCAACGCCUGCAGACAGGGUUUACGGAGAAUGAGGUCCUGCAGAUCUUCUGCGACACCUGUGAAGCUGUAGCCAGGUUGCAUCAGUGUAAAACGCCAAUAAUCCACAGGGAUUUGAAGGUUGAAAACAUCCUGCUGCACGAUCGUGGGCACUAUGUCCUGUGUGACUUUGGAAGUGCUACUAACAAAUUCCAGAACCCUCAAACAGAAGGGGUGAAUGCGGUAGAGGAGGAGAUCAAAAAGUACACUACGUUAUCCUAUAGAGCACCAGAAAUGGUCAACCUGUAUAGUGGCAAACUUAUUACUACAAAAGCAGACAUAUGGGCCCUUGGCUGUUUACUGUACAAGCUGUGUUACUUCACCUUGCCAUUUGGGGAGAGUCAGGUGGCAAUCUGUGAUGGCAAUUUCACCAUUCCAGAUAAUUCUCGGCACUCGCAAGACAUGCACUGCCUCAUCCGGUAUAUGCUUGAGCCAGACCCUGAUAAGAGACCUGAUAUUUAUCAGGUCUCCUACUUUGCAUUCAAGCUGGCAAAGAAGGAAUGCCCAGUCCAGAAUGUCCAGAACUCUCCAAUCCCCGCUAAACUCCCAGACCCGGUUAAAGCAAGUGAAGCUGCUGCGAAGAAGAGUCAACCAAAGGCCAGGCUGACAGAUCCCAUCCCUACGACAGAAACUUCCAUAGCACCUCGCCAGAGACCUAAAGCAGGACAGACACAACCCAACCCUGGAAUUUUACCCAUUCAGCCAGCCUUGACACCUAGGAAGAGACCCACAGCUCAAGCAGCCAUUCAGGCACAAGUUGCAGGACCUGCUACCCUGGGCAGUGGUCAGCCUUCGCUACCUGCAAGUGUCCCCCAGCAAAAAGCAGCACCUCAACAGGCUCCAGCACAGCCACAAGCCAAGCAGGCGCCAGCUCCGCAGCAGGCCUCGCAGGUGCAGCCCCAGGUCCCUUCUACUCAGCCACAAGCCACACCUCAGCAUCAACAGCAGCUUUUCUUGAAGCAGCAGCUUCUGCAGCAGCAGCAGCAGCAGCAGGCUGCCUAUUACCAGCAGCAGCAGAUGAUGCAAGCUCAGCAGUUCCCAGUGAUGCAGCAAGGAGCGCCAGCACAGCAGCAGCUGAUGCAGAACUAUUACCAGCAGCAGCAGCAACAGCAACAGCAGCAGCAGAUGAUGGCCCAGCAGGCAGCAAUGCAGCAGAAGACAGCAGUAGCAGCAGUUCAGCAAAAGCAACAAGCCCCAGCGCCGCCGCAGCCCCAGGCCCAGCAAAGUGCAGCCCAGCCAGCGCAGCCACAGGAGCAAGUGAUGCAGGCACAAAUGAGGCAACAGCAAAAACCUCAAACCACGCCCCCCCCAGCAGUGCAAGGUCAGAAGCUGGGCUCUCUCACCCCUCCGUCCUCUCCCAAGACGCAGCGUGCGGGACACAGGAGGAUUCUGAGCGAUGUGACCCACAGUGCGGUUUUUGGGGUUCCAGCCAGCAAGUCUACCCAGCUUCUUCAGGCAGCUGCUGCUGAAGCCAGUCUCAAUAAGUCCAAAUCUGCUUCCACCACACCCUCGGGUUCCCCAAGGACCUCACAGCAGAAUGUCUAUAACCCGCCUGAUGUCUCCACGUGGAAUCCGUUUGACGAUGAUAACUUCUCCAAACUCACAGCUGAGGAGCUGCUGAACAAGGACUUUGCAAAGCUAGGUGACGGGAAAGCUCCGGAAAAGAUGGGCAGUUCCACAGAGAACUUGAUUCCAGGUUUCCAGCCGGCUUCAUCUGCAACCCAGGCAGAUGCAUUUGGUGGCUCUUCCUUCACUGCUGGAUCAGCAGCUGAAAAAACGAAAGACAUUCUGAGUUUGGACACUAGCCCUCCUCUUCUGACUGUGCCUGAUCCUUUCAUUCCUCUCCCGUUAUCCGACACGCCAGGUCUGCAGAGGGAUCCAGCCCUAUUCCCAGUUGUAGCUCUUGAGCUCUGUAAAGGACCUUCUGGCAGUGACAGACUUGCUUUGUACAAGGGUCAGUCUGAGAUAAUGGAGGCGAAAGCACAGCACAACUCAGAGUCGGACUACUUAACAAGAGAUGGUCCUUCAAGCAACAGUUCCUUCUACAGCAGUGAAGGAGAGGGGACAGACCAUGAAGGAGAUAUUUUGGAUUGCAGUGGGUCCAGGCCAUUGCUGAUGGAUUCGGAAGAGGAGGAGGAAACCUGCAAGUUAUGCACAGGGUUCCUGCAGUCUGCGCCCAGGGAAAGACAUGAGGCCUCCAAAGAUCCCCACUCCCAGUCUUCCCAGACUAGAGCAGGGGCAACACUAUUCCCUGCCUUCCAGUCGCACACUGGGGAGGUUUUUAACGAACCAGAUGUUUUUGCCACGGCUCCUUUCCGAAGCUCCAGAAAAGUGCCUGAUGAAGUGGAUGUCUUUACCAAAGCUCCUUUUAUCUCCAAGGGCAACGUGGCACUUAGACAUCCAGAAGAAGCAGAUGUAUUUCUGAGAGCCCCUUUCACUAAAAAGAAAAGCAUGGAAGAGUUGACUUCCCAUAGUAUGUGUAAGGAACCAUUCAUACCAACUGUUUUCCUAAGUCAAGGAGGCGAUAUCCAACACAGAGCUAACCUGAUGUUCCCAAGCCUGGAUUCGGCAAUGGGUGGGUCCACAGCCUCGGCAAGAUCUCAGUAUCCUUCUGCUGGGUUUACUCAGCCAAGCAAUCUUCAUCCCUCUUCUGUAAGAGCCAUGGAGUCCCAGGAAAACAUCCCUUCUAAAGGUGUGCUGCAAGAGCAGGGUGGCACUGCCAGUGAGAGAAACCAAGGAGGACACGCGCUGCCCCAGGAAGCCGUGCUGGGCUCCGUGGUUAACAAGCCUUUCCGUCCGCAAUCCUUAUCAAAAUAUUCCCGUCACUACAGUCCAGAAGAUGGGCAGGGUCUUGAAGUCAAGCCCAUAGCUGCUUACAAAGUGGUUUCUCAGACCAACAGGCAGGUGAUAGCAGGAUCUGUCUCUGUUGCCCCUCUGUCUUCCAGGACUACAGAGCUGCCCGGCGGGGAUCCGUUUGCUUCAGCACCCUUUCCUUCCAAAGCUGGAAAGCAAAAGCCUUAAUCUGCUGUGAGCUGGGAGGUGUGCUUCCCGUAGGACCACCUCUCGCAGGACCUUGAACCUCUUAGUUGAAAUGAAUGACAUAGCAAUAUAUAUAUAUAUAUAAAAAAAAAUAUUAUUUUUUGGUCAGAACUCUAUUUGCAGUGAUAUAUAGUUGAACCAUUUUAAGUUAUGUUAGUUAGUCUGAACGCCUGGCUCUCAGGAUCUUCAUAUCCUUUUCAGUUGCUUUUUACCUUCCUCCUCUCACUGUCGUCUCCUCCAUUUAUUUUUUAGUUGCUUUUCCAAACCAGUAAUAUUCCGUAUUUUCUGGUCCUGGCUGGGGAAAUGCAUUAUAAGAUGAAUGAAAAGGUUUAUUAAUUACAGAGCAAGUCAAGCGGGACUUGCUAGUGCUCUGGAAAGGAAGUGAUUUCACAGGUUAAAGGGUUAUUGUGACUUCUUUCCUAUCAGGGGGGCUUGUGGAAGACAGCACAGUUGUAUGUUCCUGCUGCUUGGCAGUGACAGCAACCCUGGCCGCCGUGGCUCCAGAGUGAUUCUGUCGUGUGCGUUUGUAGGUUAUGCGCACACCGAGUGGGAGCCGUGCAGGCAAUGUCUGGUACCAGGUUUGUGCAGUGCUGACGUGAGCAGAGCUGUGGCAUCGUGUGUGCAGCUUUUCUUGGCUCGCUGUGGCGUGUAGCACCUGGAAGUGCUUUUGCCGAGGGGCCUGUGCCGGAGCCCGGAGGAGUCGGUGGAAGGACUCGCAGUGCCUUCAGUCGCUUGUCUUGCAAACUCUCGGAUGCACGAACUUCAGCAAAGCAAUCUGUCAGGCUGUUACCAUUGCUGUUGUUUGGAAAAUUGAACGAUCAGGCAAAGCUUUCAGUUUUCCAUGCAUGUUUCCUGUCUGGUUAAUGCCAAAGUGUAGGACCCAGAAAUUUGCUUAUGGUGUUGUGAAGGAGGGAGCUGUGCAUUCUUACAGUAUUAAAAAUACGCCUUAUGGAAAAAUUUAUUAUGCAAACAACUCAAUAGAUGUCCUGAUCUACAUACCUCAUUUGGUGUAAUUCAGCAUUGGCUGCGAUCCGGUUAGAGCGAUUUUUAAUAGCAGAGAACUUGACUCUAUAUUUGUAAAUUCUGCCUUUUGUUUUCCUGUUGAUUAUGGAUGAACCUAAACAAAAUCCAUUCGCGCUCCUUUGGUAAUGUUUGCUCUACUUCUGAAAUACUGUGCUUUCUACCGUAUUCCCAAAGAGAAAGACAACUUCUGCUUGUUCAGUCAUUGAUGUAGUGAGUCCCAAUAUAGUGUUUGGAGGGAAAAUUGCCCAGGCUGGUAGCUGGGCAGAAACAAAGCAGACUUUGCUCCCCUUUCUUUUCACUUAAUAUAGACAGAGAUAGGAGUGAAACCUCUCAUCUUUAUUUUGCAAAAUGCCUAAUGCCUGGUUGCAUAAGUUGUCUUGGAUCUGCUAUUUCUGGCCCGCAAAGGCUACUUGUAAGCGUGGACUGCCUUUCAAAAUACGGAAUUAUAGGGACUCUUUGGGCUCCCAGUUGCUGAUGAAUCUUUGUGGUGCAGUAAUCCUUCCCCCUAACAGGUGUUGGUGCUGUAGAAUGUCUCCCAAGAACAAAUUUUGGUGGUUUUAUUUUUAAGGACUUGAUAUCUAUGGAAAAAAUCCCCAUUGACUCCGUCAGCAUCUGGCCAAGUCUCUUAAACGCCUUGCGGUGGCCGUUGCCCAAGGGAGUUGGUUCAUUAUCAUGUGAGCUGGAGCCUUGCGCUGAGGGUAAAGGACGUAUUUUGCGUUUGGGGGUCUCCCGCGAGUGGCUUUGAGGUCUUUGGGUGUUUUCAGGGGAAUUGUUGGAGCAACGGGUAGGUUGUUGAGAUCAGGACCAGGCAUACGUAGAGCAGAGGUUCCUGCCCUGCCGGCUUUCUGAUGUGUUUGUACUCAGAGAGAAAGUACUGUGAGUACUGUCACGCUAAGAGAGGGAAGGAACAGCCAUAGGUCCCCCUAACUUACUGGAGUCACACACGGGAGAGCUGCUGCAGCUGAAAAUAGACCUCAGUCUGGUUUUGCAGGGGGAAAAAACCUGACACCACCUCCCAUACGUAUCUUUGAUGUCCAAAUAAUAAGCGUUAAAGGAAUGCAACAGGCUUAUUAAAGAUGCACGUGAAGGCUGCUUAAACAAACCAGAACAUUGCACAGUCCAGGGCUGACUUGCUGCUGACUUUUAAGCCCAGCAACGUAAGGGGAGGAUGGAUGGAAAAACCCUGAAGGCCAGGAGCUGACUAGCGAAGCAUCUGCAAAUCGGAGUUACUGACUGCUCCACGUUUCCUUUCCCCUCCCCGAGUUCAGUUCCCCUCCAAAAUAUCUCCAGUCGCAAGAGAUGAGCCAAAUGUUCUGCUGGACGUGCUCGGCGUGGGGAUUGCCUGGAAGGGAGAAGGAGAAGCUUGGACUGAGGUCUUAAAGCCCUGGGGUGGGGAGGGAGAAUACUUGAAAGCAGGGAGGCUACGUUGGCUUGCGCAGCCCAGUUGCUGGCAAAUAGUGACUUGUCGAGCCCAGGUCAGGUCGAGUUGUGUGGAGCUGGGAACCUUCUGCCCUGCUCUCCUGUCCUCGGAGUAAUAUUGGUGCAUACUGGUGGUUUAGGUUUUUUUUCUGUCCUCCAUCACCACCUUUUGAAAACAGAAGUACUGUAAAGAAAUUUCGGGGUUUCCCUCGAGAUGUUUCUUCAGCGAAGCUGAGGCUGUUGUUUAUUGUGUUUUGUUGUCGUUUUCUGUUUAAAUAUACACUCGAAAGGCGGUUGUUGGUUUUGUUUUAAAUAUAUAACCCCCCCAAGUCAGUUGUUGCUGGAUUGGAUCAGUGAGAGAUGCCGAGAAUGACUGCGAUAGCAAACUGUGAAUUCAAGGGAUACCAAGGAGUCUGAGCUCGAGGGCCCAGAUUUGUUUCAGCAUGCAACCUGUGUCAUGGCCGUGCAUGCAGCCAGGAGGCUGAAUUCGGCCUCGAGCUGUUAAAUUCACUCGGGAAGCUGUUGGAAGGGAGGUCAAGCCUUGGCGGUGCAGGGAUGAAUCUGUGGAACAGGCAGAUGCUUUGCUGGAGCGAGCAGGUACUGUGUACAAAUAAGAUAUGGGUUCAAGGUAUUACCUCUGCUAACUGGAUUCAGGUUCUCCUUCCUCUUCCUUCAUUUUUACUUGAAAAAUUGCUUUGGGAUAAUUCUGUGAAACUUCUUUCAAUGCCACGUCCAGGUCUCAUUUAGCCGAUGCUGGAGCAGCAUGAGCCUGUUCCCCUUCAUGCUCGGACCGGGGCCCCUUGUCUCUUGCGUGUGUGUUCGUGUCGGCGAGGUGGAGAUGAGCUGCGUGUAGUUCAGACCUUGCUAUCCUGCACUGCCAGCCGAGGGAGAAAGGGAAAAUGCACCAAGGCGCAGCAAGGUGUGCGGGCUUGUUUACAGCCCUGAUUCAGGUCGGGUCAGGCUGAAUUUCCAGCUAGCAUUUUGGCAGCUUUUAUGUUCUUCAAGCACUUUACACAAAGAGCAAUCUAACCGUGCCCCAGAAGCUAAUGAUCCUGCCAGCAUACAUCCAGGGCUUAAAUGGUUUUAAAUCUCUUUUUGGGGGGUGGAGGCGGCUUGUUUGUAUCUCUGCAUGUGACCUAUAAAGUAAUGGGACUUUUGGUUAUGGUCAGAAAACUGAAUUUCAAUGCCUGUUAGUCUGACGUCCUUCUCAUUUCCAGCCUGUAUUCCUUCUAAUCCUGCACUGCCAGUACUGCAGCUUCAGCAUGAUGAAUUCUAAGUGGAAAUUUCAUUUCCGUAGUCUCUGAAGCUUACUGUUUUUAAUGAAUGUGGAAGAAUAAUGCUAAUUGUUUUCUUUGCCACACAACUGGUGAUCUUAAUGAAAUAAGAGCGGUAUGGCCUCAAUGCUGCAUUCCGAGGUCAGUUUUCUGAACAGAACCACUGGUUUCAUCUUUUUUUAAAGCUGUAGUAAAUUCUGUUAACUGCCCUGGGUCCUCAUGCACAGCCAGAGGGCCACAGUUAUCGCUGCAGUCCUGCGACAAUCUUAGAUUCGUGCUGGGAAAGGGACUGGUUCUUACCCAUUGCCAACUUCAGCUUGAAUGCACUUAAAGUCUCUCUUCAAAGUGAUUAAUCAGUUUCUGCAUGCAAAAAAAAAAAAAAAAAAAAAAAAAAAGCAGUUGGCUUGGCUCUCUGUGCCUCACUGCCAUGACGUUUGUACAGCGCACGUCACGGGACCAGCCGCCGUGGUGGUAACCUGCACUUUCCACAGCUCGCUGCAGUAUUUUUGGGGGACCUUCCCCACAUCUCCUCUCGCAGCCAGCUCAGCACUAGUCGUACAUGGUGUUAAGUUUACAAUCUUAGUCUCUUGAAGCCAGCGCACACUCAAUCUGUAAUGCACCCUAUGCAUGGAUCACGUAGGUGUUAGUAAGCUCGUAACGGCAAACCCGUGUAAGCAAUCAUGACACACAGCACCUGAAUCAUGUCUUCAGUGGGACUUAAGCAAGGCUGAGCGAGAUCUGUUUAAUUGCUGAACUCUCAAUCACUCCAAAGUGGUAAUCGGUUACUUUAACUCAGCUUCCACCAAAGACUUUUGUGUUGGGGAGUUGAAUUUUUGUGGGUUUUUUGGUUUGGUUUUUUUUUUUUUCUCGUGGUGUUAAAUCAAGGCCUUUCAGUACACCAAAAGACUCCAAAGCAUUUUUACAGUAGUGUCUUGACAGUGAAAUGCUGUUCCAGUUCUGAAACACAUUCCUAAAACCUGAUCAGCUCUGUUAGUGUUUCUAAAAAUAAGCCACGGCCUGUAGUUUCCAUUGUAGGCAGGGUAACUACCCUCACACAUGCCCAGAAAUACUCCGCUGUGAAGUUAGAGGGAUAACGAUGAUCCGCUGUUCCGGGAUCCCUCCCUUCCAAAGGGAGACUAUAUUGCUCGCAGGGGUGGGGAGGGCAGGCUGCUUGAUCCGUGCUGCGAGCUCCGAUGUGGAUGCAGCUGGUAGAGCAUCCCUACACGCUGAGUCCGGCAGCAAAAGAAACUCCCUUGUUUCUGCGUGGAGCGGGAAGCUGGAGCUGGAAUCGUCCGUGGUCUCCGCUAACUGUGACAAAUAAUCUGUGACUCGUGUCCUAAGAGCAGUGUUUCGUUUGCACCGCGCUGUUAUUAUGGUAAUUCUUAGCGGUCUUGGAAGUACCUCUGACUUGCAGAUUUGAUGGAGUCAGGUUUUGCACUCCAGGUGUGAUCAUCUGUGUUUCUGGUAAUCGUUAUGAAGAAAUGUUGAGUUGUAAACUUAUGUACAUUUUAUUAAAACUGUAUCUGAUUACAAUA